CAUCACAACUACAUUAGAUAGAUAAUGCUACUUCAUCCCUCUUAGAACUUUGGUCUUUAUCAAUAUGGGGGGUGUAGAGCUUUCUUACUGUGUAGUGGAAAGGAAAGCUUGUGUUGGGUGGGUUAACAAGUAUUUUAAGGAUUGUCUUUGCAACCUUAACGAUGAAAUCUCGUUUGUCGUGGGAAUCAUUAGUCUAAUCUGUUGGGGGGUAGCAGAAAUCCCUCAGAUUGUUACCAACUUCAAGAACAAGUCUUCCAGUGGCGUCUCUCUUGCAUUUCUCUGCACUUGGAUCCUUGGAGAUGUUUUCAAUCUUGUUGGGUGCGUUCUCGAGCCUGCUACGCUGCCCACACAGUUCUUUACUGCACUGCUGUAUACAGCAACAACAGUAGUUUUGGUGUUGCAGGCCAUAUACUAUGAUCAUUUCCUCCCAUGGUGGAAGUGCCGAGACAAGAACACCAUUCUGGUUAAGGAUAAUGAGAGAGAGGCUUUGAAACAAAGGUCACGACAUCAUCGUACUGCUCCUGCGGUUGAGGUCCCCUGCCAGACACAUUACUAUUUUACGUCGGCGAGAACUUUGGCAAGCAGUGAUACUCCAACGUACUGCUACAUAAUGGCCAGAAGCGGCCCUCCUGCUCUGCAAUACGACGCCGAUUCAUCUUCUGAAGAUGAAACGGUGCCGUUAUCUUCCUCGCAGAAGCCCGUUUCCCAGCCAAGAUCAAUUCCUCGCGCUACGGCGUAUGGCACAUUUCUAGCUGCUGCAGCUCAUUUUCCGGUGGGUGGCAAGUCUCUGAUUAUGGAGGCACAGACGAAGUUCGCCGGAAGGAGGUUAUUACAGGAACAUGAAUUUGACAGCAGUGUUGCUGGGCAAUGGUUGGGGUGGCUGAUGGCUGCUAUAUAUAUGGGAGGAAGAGUCCCCCAGAUUUGGUUGAAUAUUAAAAGAGGAAGUGUUGAGGGACUUAAUCCUCUCAUGUUCGUCUUCGUCCUCAUUGCCAAUGCCACAUAUGUUGGAAGUAUAUUGGUGAGAAGCACAGAAUGGGAGAAGAUGAAGGCAAACAUGCCAUGGUUGCUAGAUGCAGUGGCCUGUGUGGUGCUGGAUCUUUUUAUCAUUCUUCAAUACCUUUACUACACCCACAAGAAGAUUAAGAAGAGACAACAAACACAGAGUUGAAGACUAGUUCCCUUUUCAGUGUUGGCUACAACAAGGAUCAAAGUUUGAUUUAGGUAGUUGAAUGUUCUGUUGUGUGCUGUACAUUCUGCAAUUAUUUAACCAAUCCCAUCUGUAUUGUUGGCUUAUUCUCUUUACCAAAUCAUUGGCAUAUAAAAUAAAGACCACCAAGUUACUACUUACCAUUACAAAGCAACUUACAUGGAUACUUCAAUUGAUUCUCGGGUGACAGGCCUGGCAACUACAAUGUGGAGUUUCACCCUCUUAUGGGGGUGAUGAUUCCUUGUGGGCACCAUGCACUGGUCCUUUCACCUAAUGCCAUUUGUGGGCAAGGAAUGCAAAGAAUCCAAAUGAAAAUCAAAAGUGAUAUGUGUUCCCCAUUGAAUUGGAAUCACAAUGAUAAAGUCAAAUACACAUGACAAUUCAUAGUUGUGUGUUCAAGAGUCAAGUUCAUCAAAUACUGGGGGGCAAAAGGUUUAAUGGUGAAAUCUAUCCACUAUACACCAUUCAUCUUAAACAAGUACUAAAACAAAAGCACCUGUCGGCCCUGACGUCUAUCCCAUCUCAAGGAUAGACUAGCAACUGCAAAAUGUCAUUGAUCCAGAGCAGCAGAAAUGCCAGAAAACAUGUAGUUUUGUAUCAAGACUUCAAACUUUAUAAGGCGGAUAUAAUGCAUACACACCACAUAAAAACUCAUAAGAAUUUGAGUUUAUAGAAGGUGGAUAUCAUAAGAAUGACUAAAUUGUGGCUACAGAGGGGUUAAGCUACAGAAGGUCGAGGAGACAAAGUGGACCUACAAAAGUUUCAAAAAGUAUAACGUAUGGACAAAUUUCUCAACCAGGAGACAGACGGCAAAAAAAAAAAAAAAAAAAAAAAAAAAAAAA
This is a messenger RNA of Ipomoea nil (Japanese morning glory), 2049 nucleotides long. RefSeq names its product probable vacuolar amino acid transporter YPQ3. Lineage: Eukaryota; Viridiplantae; Streptophyta; Magnoliopsida; Solanales; Convolvulaceae. The record is from RefSeq and is a predicted model, not a curated record. Bases 65 to 1168 code for a protein of 367 amino acids. The transcript is spliced from 12 exons.